Molecule: messenger RNA, 861 nt
Organism: Aspergillus puulaauensis
Lineage: Eukaryota; Fungi; Ascomycota; Eurotiomycetes; Eurotiales; Aspergillaceae
Exons: 2
Coding region: 1-861 (286 amino acids)
Biological process (GO): water transport; glycerol transmembrane transport
Cellular component (GO): plasma membrane
Molecular function (GO): water channel activity; glycerol channel activity
Source: RefSeq, a predicted model, not a curated record
AUGCGCUUUUCUCUCGCCCGGCUCUCUCCCCGGGCGCUCAAGCCGUACGCUGCCGAAUUUCUCGGUACGGCCCUAAUUAUUGUCAUCGGUGACGGAGUGGUCGCCCAGGCCCUGCUCUCCGACUACCAGUAUGGCACCUGGCUCUCUAUCAAUCUGGCAUGGGCAUCGGCUGUCUGUCUGUCUGGCUACCUGUCUGAUCCCAGCCCUACCUGCAAUCCCGCCAUUACUCUCAUCCUAGCUUUGGUCCGCCCCCAGCCUGACCAGUGGAAAAGGAUUCCGGGCAAGUUAUUCGCCCAGUUCCUGGGAGGCUUCGUGGCCGCCAUUCUUGUUUACAUCAACUAUCGGUCGGCUAUCCUAGACUGGGAUCCCGAAUACACGAUCCCGGGCGGAUCGAUCCUGAGUCCCCGUGGCCACCAUUCGGCCGGUAUCUUCUGUACCUAUCCAGCUGCGUUCUUCUCUACGAACUGGGAGGCCGUCUUCAACGAAGUGCUCGGAUCGUCCGUGCUCAUGUUCGGUGUUCUGAGCGUGUCCGACCCUGCCAACGCCCGCCGCUUCCACUCGCCGCAACUCUCAUUGUUCCUGCUCCUGGUUGCCAUUGGCGCGGCCCUUGGGUGGCAGACCGGAUAUGCAAUUAACCCGGCGCGAGACUUUGGCCCACGACUCUUCUCCUCGUUUCUCUACGGUCGGGAGGUGUUCACGGCCGCCCGCUACUACUUCGUUGUGCCGGUGUUUGCUCCUAUCCUUGGCUGCUUUAUUGGCGCGACCGUGUACGACUCGCUCCUCUAUGAGGGUAGCGGAUCGCGCAUUGCGGACGCCCUUGACAAGGCUGAGGAUCGGGACGGCGAGCUUCGCCUAGACUAA